Messenger RNA from [Torrubiella] hemipterigena, 646 nucleotides. Lineage: Eukaryota; Fungi; Ascomycota; Sordariomycetes; Hypocreales; Clavicipitaceae. The record is from the annotation of a GenBank genome assembly.
CUCACUUGUCACGCUCCAGAAGGAAACCUCAUCGCACUACUCUAUAUAGUUCACCAUGAUUUCUUGGAAUGCCCUUGGAUUAGGUGUAGCGGCCUCCUUUGCUUUCCUAGGCACAGUCUCGGUUGCUCAGCCCAGCGUAGCCGAGGACCUCUUUGGCGUGGCCAAGAUGCAAGCUCCCUCUCCUGUUAGGCAGCUCGACUCGCAUUCGUUUUCAAUUCUGCUUGGAGGCCGUGAUAUGGCCAUUGGAGUAUCCAUUUUCCUACUGGCAAGAGAAGGCAACACCAAGUCCAUGGGGACUGUGAUCCUCAGCACGCUCUGCGUCUGCCUACCUGAUUUAUAUCUUGUAUGGCGGAAUAAAAGAUAUCAAGAUUUGGCCGUAAUGUCUAUAGCAACCGUUGCGGCUGGUGUAAUUGGAGCGGGACUUCGCGGUUGGCUCUAAGGAGUCUGCUAUCCGACAAUUGGCACUCUGCUGUAAUAUUAUUAAAUCCCUCUCCUUCUAUAUGUGUCCCUAUACUCAUCAUAGUAAAGAAACCCAAUUGCAUAUAUUUGUUUUUAAUUUAACCGCGAAUUUAUUGCCAAAUCCCCCAGCUCGUAUUUUGCCUACUGUGGCGCGAGCUCAACCACGCUCGCAGGUUGCGUCACCGCC